AUGAAUUCAAUACUAAUAACAGGAUGCAAUAGAGGAUUGGGAUUGGGUUUAGUGCGAUGUUUGGUGCAGAAUCCAAAGGAAAUGCCCAAAUAUCUCCUGACCACAGUGAGGGAUGCAACAAAAGCCGAAGAACUUCAAAAACUCGCUAAGGAGCACCCAAAUAUCCACAUCCUGGAGGUUGAUUUGACAAACUACGACACCUACGAGGGAUUGGUGAAGAAAGUCGAGGACAUUGUGAAGGAAGAUGGACUCAAUGUGCUCUUAAACAAUGCAGGAUACGGUCCAAAAUCCACCAGGCUGCCACAUACGAAGCACCAGGAUCUCGUGGAAUGUUUCAACAUUAAUUCCGUGGUUCCUGUUAUGCUAACAAAAGCCCUGUUGCCCCUUCUCCAGAGAGCAGCUGCUGCACGACCCGAUGCUCCCAUUGGACCCGAGAAAGCCUGCGUGGUUAACAUGACAUCGCUCCUGGGCUCAAUCACAGAGAAUACGCACGGAGGCUUGUAUGCUUAUCGCAUGUCCAAGGCGGCACUCAACAUAGCCACUAAAUCCAUGAGUGUGGAUUUACAAGGUGACAAGAUUAUGGCUAUUUCUCUCCAUCCUGGAUGGGUUCGGACCGACUUGGGUGGCUCGAAAGCGCCCCUUGAUGUGGAGACGAGUGUUUCAGGGAUGAUUAACGUCAUCCGGGGGCUCACAGCUGAGCAAAAUGGGAAAUUCUUGCAAUACAAUGGGAAGGAGCUUGCUUGGUAGAAGAGGAGAAUCCUUUUGCAAUUAAUUUGUAUUUUUUGUGAGAUUUAUUUGGGAAAUAAAAGCAUUAACAUGAAAA
Molecule: messenger RNA, 823 nt
Organism: Lutzomyia longipalpis
Lineage: Eukaryota; Metazoa; Arthropoda; Insecta; Diptera; Psychodidae
Gene: sni
Product: C-factor
Exons: 2
Coding region: 1-747 (248 amino acids)
Source: RefSeq, a predicted model, not a curated record